Messenger RNA from Spirometra erinaceieuropaei, 335 nucleotides. The record is from the annotation of a GenBank genome assembly. NCBI's taxonomy places the organism in Eukaryota, Metazoa, Platyhelminthes, Cestoda, Diphyllobothriidea, Diphyllobothriidae.
AUGGUAAAUGCUGUUUCCUCAUUUAUUAUUAGGUACAAGAUUGCGGCUUCACAUGCCAGUAUCAAAGAUGCGAAUUGUUGUGUAGUACAAAAUGUGUUCGCUUGUGCGGAUGAUCAGGACAUUGCUUGCUUACGUAAGAGUUACAAUUCUUUAACUAAUUUUUUACAGCGACAAAGUUAAGCAAACUCUUAAAGAUCAAGUCAAGGUUGCCCAAUCACGGGGACUCACUCCGCGAAUCCUUUUCGAAAUUUGUCUCGCAAGUGCUGAAUAACAUCAACGAGGCUACCGAACAAGAAGAGCUCACCAUCUUAAAUUCCAAAAACAUGAGUUACUAA